AACAUUGAAAAAACCAUCAAACACUUUAAAGCCAAGUUAACUGUACUAUACUAGCGACGUACGUACGCUUGAAGCUGUGUACAUCUAGUGGGAGCUCUGUCCUGUUUCUGUAAUAAAUAAAGGCACUCGAAAGGCCAAUAUGUGGAGUCUUGGACAUGUCUUAUGUAUUUGCUGUGUGUGUGCGCUUGUUGGCUGUGAAGUCAUCAUAAGCUGGUCUAUUCCUGUGGAGGAGACACUGCGACUGGGCCUCUCCCCUGGACCGUUAUUCCUCAUCUCAAACAACAGUUUCCGUGAGAGUCCUCUUGAGUUACCUCAACUAGCAGUAGACAGCUACCUACAGAGUCAAUGGACAGCUAGUGAUGAGAGUGUAGGCUCUGAGGCAUCACGUGUCUACUAUACCUUCAGUAGCAGCUCUAGCAAUGAGGGUGUUUUCAAGGAGGUCACUUAUCACGGCAUUACCAGCGAAAGUUACUUUUAUUAUGACCGAGGGUUCAACCUGAGCUUUCCCUGUGUGUCCCCAGCUGUUAAUGGAAGUGCUCAGUUUCAGCUGUUCUUUGAGAUUGACGCAGAACCUAAUCAGAGAAUAGUUCUCAAGGGGACCAAGAAUUGUGACUGCUCAGACUCUUGUCUCACUAAUGGAGGCAAUUCUGACUCUAACUUACCAUUCUAUAUUGUCAUUGGCUGUGUGGGAGGUCUCAUUGCUGUGGUGAUUCUAGUGGUUGUAUUGUACCAUUGUAUCAUGUGUCGCACAUUAGUGGCUCAGAGGAGAUCAGAUCUUGAGGAGGACCCUACAGGCCUAUCUCUCACAGACGUCAUCAAUAUGAGUAGUGUAUCUGCCAGCAAGUCCUUCACUGUUGGGGUUAGAUCAUACAUGACUGGGGGGGGUCUCACUACAGAUAUGCCUGUAUCAGACCUCAAGUCUAGUCCCCGUCACUCCCACUCAUCCAUCAGUGUGCCCCCUGCACUCAAUAACAGUCUGCGCAAUCUCCACUCAUUCAGAGAUCUAUUUGUACAUCGCAAGAGAAUCUCUAUAGGAGUGGUUCUCACUGAAGGUGUCUUUGGAGUCAUUUAUGAUGGUUACCUUAGCAAUGCAGAGGAUGACGUUGAAGGGGUGACUCCUGUCAUUAUCAAGACUGUUAAAGACAAUACACCUGAGAUAGUGGUGCGCUCAUUAUUGGAGGGUGGUGCUGCACUGCGCCAUGUCCCUCAUCGUCAUCUCCUCCCACUACUGGCCUGUCAUGCUUCUGAUUCUGAGCAACCAAUGCUACUCUUUCCUAAAACUGCUCUAGGAACACUCAAGACAGUGCUGUUGCGCACACGUGACAACAAGACUACUCCAGGAGGCUCUCAAAAAGGAGCCUUGGCUCUAAGCACUCAGAACCUGGUCAUGGUAGCUGCACAGAUAUCUAGAGGAAUGUACCACCUGACAAAGAAGGGCCUCACUCAUAGGGACCUGGCAGCCAGGAAUAUCUAUAUUCACCAGAACCUCCAUGUGCGUAUUGGAGAUCAUGGGCUGAGUUGGGACCUUUAUCCAGAGGAGUACUCUCAGAUGCCUGAUGGGGAGAUGUGUCCCGUCAAGUGGAUGGCAGCUGAGGUGCUCACUGACAGAAACUACUCGCACUAUUCAGAUGUGUGGUCUUUUGGUGUGGUUCUGUGGGAGAUCAUGACUCUUGGGAAGAUUCCUUAUUCUGAGAACACAGCUGAGGAGAUGGUGGCCCUUUUGACUGCAGGACAGAGGCUCUCACAACCCAAGAACUGCCCUGAUGACUUGUUUGUGCUCAUGGGUUGGUGUUGGGCCCUCACACCCACUGACAGACCAAGAUUCAGCCACCUCACUCUAAGACUAAAAGAAUUUCAUGAGAAGAUCUGUUCAUUUGUGUGACAUAUAAUACGUACACUCAUAAUCAUGGUGUACACUAUAUCUGCUAUCCCAUACAAUCACGCAUUCAUCAGUCCAUGCAUCUAUUCACUCACUGCCUGCAUUGUUCUACCACUGUUUGUUGUUUCUCGUGUCAAAA
Molecule: messenger RNA, 2018 nt
Organism: Halichondria panicea
Lineage: Eukaryota; Metazoa; Porifera; Demospongiae; Suberitida; Halichondriidae
Product: tyrosine-protein kinase RYK-like
Exons: 10
Coding region: 140-1882 (580 amino acids)
Biological process (GO): axonogenesis; cell surface receptor protein tyrosine kinase signaling pathway; protein phosphorylation
Cellular component (GO): plasma membrane; signaling receptor complex
Molecular function (GO): ATP binding; protein tyrosine kinase activity
Source: RefSeq, a predicted model, not a curated record